This is a messenger RNA of Ornithodoros turicata, 1964 nucleotides long. RefSeq names its product notch-regulated ankyrin repeat-containing protein-like. The record is from RefSeq and is a predicted model, not a curated record. NCBI's taxonomy places the organism in Eukaryota, Metazoa, Arthropoda, Arachnida, Ixodida, Argasidae. Bases 98 to 412 code for a protein of 104 amino acids. Gene Ontology annotation, molecular function: protein binding. The transcript has a single exon.
CGCGGGAAGCUGGGGCGCCAUCUUGAUUCUCCGGCACAAAACCGGAGUGGCCUUUCCGAUGGCAGUUCAGUGAGCUGCACGCUCCGUUCUAGUCGACAUGUCCCAGACGGAGAUCGUUUCUCAGGAAGUGUUCCAGCGUGCCGUGAAGAAAGGGGACGCGACGGAGCUUCAGCGCUUGCUGCAACGUUGGGAAGGGUCGCUCAACGUCAACUUCUACGACCACGAGGGACAGACGGCCCUUCACAAGAGUGUCAUGGAGGGAAACUUCGAGUUGGUGAAACUGCUCGUCAAGUUCGGCGCCGACACCAAACUGGCAAACAGGGACGGCUGGUCUGCGAUCCACAUUGCAGCGUACGGUGGCCACCAGGAUAUAGCACUCUUUCUCAUCUCGGCGAACAGCGGCAGGCGGUAGUUGGGAUUACGCGCACGCCCCUUAGUUCUUGUGGCCAGGAUGUGCCCGCAGUGCCACGGCGUGCAUUCCGGGCGCUGUGCUGGGAUUGCCAUAUCAACGCAUUACCUCCUCUGCUGACUACCACGCGCCCCUGCAACCAAAGUUCCUUCGUUCGUCCAGACACAUUUGCCGUUGUAUACUUCCGCUUCCAGAGGGACGGCUCCCAAAGACUGUACUGGUGCUGCCUCCAGGACAGCUGCACUUGAGUCGAGACGUUCUUUCCGAUUACGCCUGGCGGUAACAUGGGACAUUACAGCUUCCUCGUGCGUGUGAGUGGUUCAGCGACAUAAUAACUGUACAAAUCUAUUUAUCGCCUGCUAGACGUGUGCUGUGUAAAAUCCUCACGACUGUUUGUAGAGCGACUACGAAGUGAAUGUGGUGCAGCCUGAUAUGUAACAACUCAUCUUUUCUUGAACAUCGUCCACGACUCAGGGUAAACGGUCCACGGUUGCCUUUUGUUUAUCCUUACGAUAAAGUCCAUUCCGAGGGUAACCGAACGGAACCUGUAAUUUUCCCGCUCCUCACCUGCGACUAGUCAAGUCACCUAUACGAAUGGCAUGCUCCGCAUACCGAUCCUAUCGCACUGAGGCAGCACGUAAUAUGGGGAACGCAAACUUCAACAAGAAGAAAAUCCUGUAUACCACGAAACGUGUCAAAGGCACGCAGCCAACGGCAACCUGCGGAGAACCUGUUUUCGCUGCAGCAGGGUUACAAUUAUUUCUCCUCGCCCAAAUUCCGUUCCUGCCUUCAGAGUUUCCCGCGCGCCCAUGAACUUAUUUCAGGUCGAACGGUUUUCGAAGAAAAUUGACCGUAUUCCACGACGUUCCACCUGCCACAGUAGUUUGCAUGUACUACCUGAUGAUGAUGAUUAUUAUUAUCUUGGUCCUCGAGAUAGCGCAGCGUUGCCACACCUCCGAAUUUCCAUAUAUAUCCACUCCCAUUUUGCAAAUUCUACGAGGAUCAGCUCAGAACAUAUCCAGAUUUUCUCAGACCCCCCUUUUUUAGGAACAUAUGUAUUAUUGUUUGUGUGGUGAAAAGAUGACAUGCAGUAUUUGCACUAAACACGGUUAGUAGUCCACAGUUGAUAGCCCGACACAAACAAGGUUCGGAUAACCCUAUGUGCUGCCACCAUUUUGUGCAUUGGUAGUUUUCUUUAAUGUUAUUCGAUUAUCUCAUAGUAGUUUUCUGUUUUUUUUUUUCUUUACUGGAUAUUUUAUGUGCAAAGUUCCUGCGUCUAUCAGUCACGAAGCCCAUACGUAAAAUAUUGUCCGUUCGGCAGCACGGCCCUACAUUCGCAGAAAUCUAUAAUGUUGACUGUGGCGACACUGGAUAUACAGAGAACUAACGUACGCCUCCCGUAUUACUGAGUGGCAUUCAAGAAAAUAGGUCGAACGCAAGGAACGUGGACUGUCUUCCGUGGACAUACGUGUUGUAUAAAGGCCCUGUACAGUGUAAAUGGAGUCGUGUAAGAUACUGAAGGAAUGUUGUUCAUUAAAAUGUUUAUUGUUUACCA